This is a messenger RNA of Cladophialophora immunda, 1165 nucleotides long. RefSeq lists its product as uncharacterized. Gene Ontology annotation, cellular component: RNA polymerase I upstream activating factor complex. The transcript has a single exon. Gene Ontology annotation, molecular function: RNA polymerase I cis-regulatory region sequence-specific DNA binding. Bases 220 to 837 code for a protein of 205 amino acids. The record is from RefSeq and is a predicted model, not a curated record. NCBI's taxonomy places the organism in Eukaryota, Fungi, Ascomycota, Eurotiomycetes, Chaetothyriales, Herpotrichiellaceae. Gene Ontology annotation, biological process: nucleolar large rRNA transcription by RNA polymerase I.
AGCCGCAUCUCACAUCCAGGCUUUCGACCUGUAUUCGGUACGUAACCUGUCCAACACUCGAUCCUUCCGGCUACCCCAGCGUCAAGCUCGAGAAACUUUUCGCGGUGCCUGAACAUUUCACGAAUUUCGAUCAUCCCAAUUGGAAAAUCCGGCGAUGAACAACAGCAGCUUCCGCUCAAGCCAAUAUUGCUAUUGUUGCAAGCGGUGACGCAGCAAGUCAUGGCAGACAUCAGAAAAAGUGCCAUGCCAGACGAGGCUACCAUACACGACGCUGCAGGUGAAGCCUUUCCACCAUCCAACCCGCCACGGCAGCUCACGGUGUAUGAUGCAGUGGCAGGAAGAGCAGGCUUGAAUGGAUUCUUGACCCAAGAGCAGAGGCGGUCUGAAAACGUUUUGCCCAUUGCACCAGAGGAAGUCCUUCUGCGCAGACCUGCCAUCCCAGAGCAAGUGAUACACGAGUCGUAUGACGCGGCAGGAGAGCUUUCUGGUCCCAAAAGGCUGCCUGAGUCCGAAAUGCUGAAGGCAGUGCAUGCAUACGCCUCCGAUUUUUACAGUUGCACUGCGCAAGGACAAGGCACAUUCGAUUUCCGGACCCUUGAUGAGACAGCUCUGAUAGCGUUCGGAAUUCUGCUCGAGGAAGCAGUCAAGCAUGCCCUAGGACAGGAUGGGGAUAUGGUUUUCGUGGAGCCCGAGGGACUAGAGAAUGGGCUCGACGAAACAAAAUUGACCAAAUAUCAAGUCAAGGGUCGAGUAAAGCCAGCAAAAGCCCCCAGAAUGGACUCUUCCGAGGACAGUCUGGGAGAGGACGAAUCACCAGCCAAAAAGCCGCGCCGUUGAAAAGGAACCAUCGCAAGACAUGAGCUUCAUGGUUUGAGAUUGGUCAUGUGUCCGCCCGACAACGAACCAAUCUACCCAGGAUCAACUUUUCAAAGACCGGUUCCGAAGGCAGAAACGGGUUAGAUGGCGCUUGUGGAAUGGCCUGGAUCAACGACAAUGCUUAAGGGGAGGAAGCUUUUCUGCGUCUAGCUUGUCACAGUUGCAGCUAGGCUCAAACGUUGGGCCUGAUUGAGCCAUGCUUGCAUCCUUGCACGACGUAUCUGGACGUAAAGAGUAAGGACGCUGGGCUGUGGUCCGAGGCCGUCAGUCGGUGUGUGGAAGGUGUAAC